AUGGACUUCUCUCAGUACGGCGGACCAUCCGACGAAUGGUUGGCAGUGGAAAAGACACUGCCCGCCCGGACUUUCGACAUCUCGCUGGAUCCAAUCGUGCUGCGGAAUGCUGUUAACACUGAGAGGGAAACACGCUCUGCAGAGGUGAUGCCACUUCUUGCUCCCCAUGUCCAAGUCAAAGAUUACGCCAUUGCGACCCGCGAUGGCUCAACCAUCGAAGCUCGAACCUAUCGAUCUGUGAAGAAGGAUGCAUCCGAGAAGCUUCCUGUAUACCUGUACUUCCACGGUGGAGGCUUCAUCUUCGGAUCGCUGAGUAGCGAGGACCCGCUAUGUGCGCAAACCGCGAUCAAGACUGGGGCUCUGGUGCUGAAUGUCAACUACCGCCAUACACCAGCACACAUCUUCCCAACCGCCUGGAAUGACACUCAUGACGCAUUCGUCUGGCUGCACAAGAACAUCGACAUGCUCGGAGGCGAUCCAUCUCAAGUCGUCGUCGGUGGCAUCUCAGCAGGCGGCAACCUAGCUGCUUCCCUGACUCUAGAGCAGCACCUUGGAAAGAGCGAAGACAUCGCAGGUCUACCCACAAUAGCCGGCCAGAUCCUAAUCAUCCCAAUGCUCGCCCACCCAGCCACCUACGACCAAGGGCCAGGCAAGCUACUUAACCCCUCAACCUCAUCCUACGUUGAGAACGAAGAUGCACCGGUUUUGCCGAAGAAAACCAUCGACUUCUUUACCAAGCUGCUGAAGAUUGGGGAUGUAGAUCUCAAAGACACGAAGAUGAAUGUUGUCAAUGCGACGGAAGAGGAGGUCAAGGGUUUUCCUCCUACGGUGUUUGGUAUCGCGGGCUUGGACCCCCUACGUGAUGAGGCACUGUUGUUUUCGAAGAAGCUGUCGGAGGCUAAUGUGCCCACUUCUACUACGCUUUUCAAGGGCGUGCCGCAUGGCCAUAGGCGGUUUGGGAAAGCGUUGAAGGCGUCUGAGCAUUGGGAUCAGUGUGUUGAUGAGGGGAUACUUUGGGUGCUUUCGAAACCGGAGGCUACGGGGAAAUUUGACGUGAGAGUACCGUAG
This is a messenger RNA of Alternaria ventricosa, 1068 nucleotides long. RefSeq lists its product as uncharacterized. Gene Ontology annotation, molecular function: hydrolase activity. The record is from RefSeq and is a predicted model, not a curated record. The transcript is spliced from 2 exons. The coding region runs from base 1 to 1068 and encodes 355 amino acids. Lineage: Eukaryota; Fungi; Ascomycota; Dothideomycetes; Pleosporales; Pleosporaceae.